AUGCCGGUGUUUAUGCAGAAUCCUGCUCAGUUCUCUAUAGAGCGCCUGAAAUCGGAGUUAAUUUCUCAUCGUGUGAAAUUGCCUCCUGUAGGCAGUGAGAAAAACGUGUAUGUGGAGCUUUAUAUGAAACAUGUCGGCAAUAACAACAGCCCUGAUUUCUCUAGUGAUGAGGAGGAGCAGGUUUACAAUGGAAAUGAGGAAGAAAACGAAGAAGAAGAAGAAGACUACGACGACGACAGAAGAGACGAUUCGGACAUGGUGGACCUGAGCUCACUGACUGACGAUCAGUUAAAAUGCAAACUUCUCCAGUAUGGAGUUAAACCUGGACCAAUUGUAGGUAGCACUAGAGCACUGUAUGAAAGAAAGCUGCAAAGACUGAUGACUCAUGACUCACAGCACAGUGUCAACAAUAAAGCUGGUAUUGGAAAAUACUCUGACAGUGAGGAGGAGGAAGAAGAGGAGGAAGAUGAAGAUGAGUCUGGAUCAGAACAGCAGGGCCCAGACAGUGUCUCACAUACUACGAGUAAACAGAAUAAGAUUGAGAACAGACUAAGUCCUCAGUCGAAGCUCAAAGACACGGAGCGAAGGUCUAGCCAAACCCCAGUGAAAAACGCAGCACAAUGGGAUGUUCAGCAUCUCGGCAAAAACGGCACGACCAAUAUGUCUCUUUAUCUCACCCCAGAGUGCUUGCCUCAUAAGAAACAAACAACAACAAUAACACCAGCUACUGAAGAAGUGACUGAUAUCCUGACAGAGUUGUUUCCAGAUGCUGCAGUUACUCCUACUGGAAUCACUGCCACGAAGAGACGUGCCAUAAAAGGGGCAGCAGGUCGACCUGUUCAGUUUAAAUACCCAGAAACCCCAAUGAGUCCCACCACACUGGAGAGACGGGAGAUCCAGCAGCGUCUGGUGCCACUAUGGGUGCAGCUUGUAGUCUUUCUUUUUGUUGUGGCUCUCCUUUACUUUAUUUACAUCUUGAUGGAGGAGCAGUCAGAGAAUCCUUUCAGCUCACUGUUAAAUCAGGACACUUUAAAUCAGGAGCCGAUCAACAAUGAACUUGACCUUACCUCCAGCUCAGCAGCUCCAGAGAUAAACACCAGAGACUGAUGUCUGGUCUGUUAAACCCAUCUGCAGGGAAUUCAAUAAUACAUGUGUAUAUUUUACAGUUUGCAAAAGUGUAAAGUAGCAUUAGAUUAAAUAAUCUCAUGCUGUGUGCAGUGUAAGCUGUUUGUCACCUUGUUGAAAGUUGUCUGCUGUUCUUUUUAAGCAGGAUGGAUGACAUGAACUGGUGACCUCUUGGUGGGUGAACCACAGGGACCGCUUGUCUUAUCUGCUGGAUACUGAAAGAUAAUGUAUUUAAUUUUAUUGUGUAGUGAUCUUGUUGCUGAAUAAAUAAAUAUUUGAUAUUUCUA
Trichomycterus rosablanca is the source of this 1412-nucleotide messenger RNA. It is a transcript of the gene lemd1, whose product is annotated as LEM domain containing 1. NCBI's taxonomy places the organism in Eukaryota, Metazoa, Chordata, Actinopteri, Siluriformes, Trichomycteridae. Gene Ontology annotation, cellular component: extracellular region. The coding region runs from base 1 to 1107 and encodes 368 amino acids. Gene Ontology annotation, molecular function: DNA binding. The transcript is spliced from 8 exons. Gene Ontology annotation, biological process: ossification; cell adhesion. The record is from RefSeq and is a predicted model, not a curated record.